AUGCCGCCACCACACGACCGACCAUAUCCCCACCAGCUCAGGAAUCGCAGCCCAUUCGAUGAAACACCCUCUUUCCAUGACUGUCCAACACCCAUUGCGCAGCUCAUCGAACCCGCCAUCCAAUAUCUGGGCAUCGGACCCGGUCUCUGUACACGCGACAAUCUUUUUGGACUCGGCUACCUGGUGCUUCUAGCCAUCAACUAUGGGCUGCUUCUUUACGUCAUUUGUGUGGUUUUGAUCGUGUUUACAAGGCUGUGUGGUUGGUAUGGAGGAGAUAUGCUGACUGUGAGGAGAUUCGAAGGUCCCAAAGCUACUGCCCGGGUUGUACGGCAGGCAAGUGCACCUACAUGA
Molecule: messenger RNA, 351 nt
Organism: Pyrenophora tritici-repentis Pt-1C-BFP
Lineage: Eukaryota; Fungi; Ascomycota; Dothideomycetes; Pleosporales; Pleosporaceae
Source: RefSeq, a predicted model, not a curated record